UUUAUUUUAAAAAAAUGGUUAAUUUAGUUUUGAUAAUAAUGGUUAUCUUAUUUUCAACUAGUUUAAUUGCAACCGGAAACUUGAAUCAACAAGUUGAUAUAACAUGGGGAAAUGACAAAGCCAAGAUAUUCAACAAUGGGAGUCUCAUCAUUCUUUCAUUAGAUCAAACCUCCGGCGCCGGUUUCCGGUCAAAAGAUGAGUAUUUAUUUGGUAGAGUUGAUAUGGAAAUAAAGCUUGUGGCCGGAAACUCUGCCGGAACUGUUACCGCUUAUUAUCUUUCAUCUCAAGGAAAAAACCAUAAUGAGAUAGAUUUUGAAUUCUUGGGGAACUUGACCGGAGAUCCGUACACUGUUCAUACUAAUGUGUUCAUUGAAGGGCGUGGAGGAAGGGAACAACAAUUUCGUUUGUGGUUUGAUCCUACUUUGGAAUUUCAUACUUAUUCCAUCCUUUGGAAUCCUCAAUCCAUCAUAUGGUACGUUGAUGAAACGCCAAUAAGAGUGUUCAGAAACUUACAAUCGCGAGGUAUUCCAUAUCCUUCAAACCAAGCCAUGAGACUCUACUCAAGCCUCUGGGAUGCGGAUAAUUGGGCCACAAGAGGCGGUCUUGUGAAAACCGACUGGAGCAAGGCGCCGUUUAAGGCCUCUUUCAAGAACUUCAAGACCAAUGGCUGCCUCUGGUCUUCGUCGGCUAAGAAAUCGUCUUGCCCAUCAUCAAACAAGGGAUCGAGUUGGCUUAACCAGCAAUUAGAUGGAACAAAUAUUCAAAAACUAAAGUCGGUUCAAAACAAGUACAUGAUUUACAAUUAUUGUGCAGAUGCCAAACGUUUUUCCAAAGGCUUUCCGGGUGAAUGCAAGUUUGUAUUCUAAGUGUUUUUAUACAUAAUAAGAUUGAGUCAAUAUUAAUAAACAUAUAAUUUUUUAGUUUGAUUUCCCAAAUAAGUUGUUACAUUAAUUAUGAAAGA
Molecule: messenger RNA, 961 nt
Organism: Impatiens glandulifera
Lineage: Eukaryota; Viridiplantae; Streptophyta; Magnoliopsida; Ericales; Balsaminaceae
Product: xyloglucan endotransglucosylase protein 7-like
Exons: 3
Coding region: 15-866 (283 amino acids)
Biological process (GO): xyloglucan metabolic process; cell wall biogenesis
Cellular component (GO): cell wall; apoplast
Molecular function (GO): hydrolase activity, hydrolyzing O-glycosyl compounds; xyloglucan:xyloglucosyl transferase activity
Source: RefSeq, a predicted model, not a curated record